Messenger RNA from Malania oleifera, 4468 nucleotides. RefSeq names its product phospholipid-transporting ATPase 2. Gene Ontology annotation, cellular component: plasma membrane. The transcript is spliced from 25 exons. Gene Ontology annotation, biological process: phospholipid translocation. Lineage: Eukaryota; Viridiplantae; Streptophyta; Magnoliopsida; Santalales; Ximeniaceae. The record is from RefSeq and is a predicted model, not a curated record. The coding region runs from base 897 to 4214 and encodes 1105 amino acids. Gene Ontology annotation, molecular function: ATPase-coupled intramembrane lipid carrier activity; magnesium ion binding; ATP binding.
CCCUCAGUUGUUAGGUCUAAGCUCUUACUUUUAUUUUUCAGAAUCAUAGAGUAUAUAAAUAAUUUGCUAAAAUCGGAAAAAAUUAAUCAAAAUUGAUCAUAUUUCAACCAAUUUUAUUGCGGUUUGUCCAUCUGAGAAUAGAAUCGAAUUUCAAGAAUAAAAUAGAGUUGCUGCAUCUAGUUUACAGAAUCACGAAGAACUGUAUUUUAUCCGGAAUCCUAUUUCCACAAUUGGGGGAAUCCCAAAUAUAGACCAGAAUCGUUCCGCAUUCCAUGGAAUCGACCCAUUUCCCAUAGUACCCUACCUCCCAAUCUGCCCUUCUUUCCAGUUCUUCAUUCUUCCUCCUCCUCUCUAUCUUUCUCGCUCACCGUCGCUCCUACAGUGGCCCCUCUCCGCCGCCGCCGUGAGCCCUUGCCGUCGUAAGCCCUCUUUCACCGCCAACAUCAAAACAACGGCUCUGCAAUAGCGAGUAACCAAACCAGCGACGCAUCUCCAGCGAGGUUGUUUCCCAAAUACCGUUACCCAUUUGGACUCCCGUCCGCUCCCCUGUUCCAAACCUUCAAUCAGCAGCCAUGGUCGGAAAUCAUGGGUAAUCGGAAUCGACAGCCAUGGUCGGACAAACUCUCAGGUGAAAUUGGCAGCAUUUCAAGCGAUCGAAAUCGGCAUCCAUUUCAGCCCAUAAGCAAGUUGCAGCUCAAGAGGGUAAUCGAAAUCGACACACAUAAUCGGAAAUGGUUUUGAUCAAGGCUUUGAUUUGUUGCUGAAAAACGCUUGAUUAUAGUUGUUUGAAUCAGUAUUUGACAUUAAAUGCUUGUGGUGGGGCUUCUAAUGUUUUUGAGCACCCAUUGACAGUGGAAGGAACAUGUUAAAAAAGUUAGUGUGCUUUUAAGGCAGCAAUGAAGCGCUAUGUUUAUAUCAAUGAUGAUGAACCAUCACAUGAUCUCUACUGUGACAAUCGUAUAUCAAACAGAAAGUAUACUGUACUCAACUUUCUUCCCAAAAAUUUAUGGGAACAGUUCAGCCGGUUCAUGAACCAGUAUUUUUUGUUGAUUGCUUGCCUUCAACUGUGGCCGCUUAUUACCCCUGUAAAUCCUGCAAGUACAUGGGGUCCGCUUAUUUUUAUUUUUGCAGUCUCAGCAUCAAAAGAGGCAUGGGAUGAUUACAAUAGAUACGUUUCUGACAAGAAAGCAAAUGAGAAAGAAGUUUGGGUAGUUAAGCAGGGCAUGAAAAAACUUAUUCAAGCACAAGAUAUUCGUGUUGGGAAUAUAGUGUGGCUUCGGGAGAAUGAUGAAGUGCCAUGUGAUCUUGUUCUAAUCGGUACCUCAGAACCGCAAGGUCUUUGCUACAUAGAGACAGCUGCCCUAGAUGGUGAAACAGAUCUUAAGACGAGGGUUAUACCUUCUUCUUGCAUGGGAAUAGAUUUUGAACUAUUGCAUAAAAUCAAGGGUGUUUUUGAAUGUCCCAGUCCAGAUAAGGAUAUUAGAAGAUUCGAUGCAAAUCUACGGUUGUUUCCACCAUUUAUUGACAAUGAUAUGUGCCCUUUAACUAUAAAAAACACAAUUCUUCAAUCUUGUUACUUGCGGAACACUGAGUGGGCUUGUGGAGUAGCUGUUUAUACGGGCAAUGAGACCAAGCUAGGUAUGAGUAGGGGCAUACCUGAGCCAAAGCUUACGGCCAUGGAUGCAAUGAUUGACAAGUUGACUGGUGCAAUAUUCAUUUUUCAAAUAGUGGUGGUAAUUGUUUUGGGCACAGCUGGAAAUGUCUGGAAAGAUACGGAAGCAAGAAAGCAAUGGUAUGUUUUAUAUCCAAAGGAAGGGCCGUGGUACGAACUACUGGUCAUCCCUCUACGAUUUGAGCUUCUAUGUUCCAUCAUGAUACCCAUAUCUAUAAAGGUGUCUCUGGAUCUUGUGAAAAGCUUAUAUGCUAAGUUUAUUGAUUGGGAUAAUCAAAUGAUUGAUCAAGAAACUGGUACUCCAUCCCAUGCAACAAACACAGCAAUAAGUGAGGAUUUGGGGCAAGUUGAGUACAUUAUGACUGAUAAAACUGGAACCCUUACAGAGAAUAUAAUGAUUUUUAGACGAUGCUGUAUCAGUGGUGUCUUCUAUGGAAAUGAAAGUGGGGAUGCAUUGAAAGAUGUGGACCUGCUUGAUGCUGUAUCCAGCGGCUCUCCGGAUGUUAUCCGAUUUCUUACUGUUAUGGCUAUAUGUAAUACAGUUAUACCCACGGAAAGCAAAACUGGAGUAAUCACUUAUAAGGCGCAAUCUCAGGAUGAGGAUGCUCUAGUUAAUGCUGCUGCUCGUUUGCAUAUGGUUCUUGUUAAUAGGACUGCAAAUAUUCUUGAUAUCAAAUUUAAUUCUUUAAUUAUGCAAUAUGAAGUAUUGGAUACUCUGGAGUUCACUUCUGAUAGAAAAAGAAUGUCAAUAGUGUUGAAGGAUUGCCAGAAUGGAAAGAUUCUCCUCUUGUCAAAGGGAGCAGACGAAGCAAUUCUUCCUUAUGCGUCUGCUGGACAACAAACAAGAACUUUUGCAGAAGCAGUAGAACAGUAUGCACAAUUAGGAUUGCGCACAUUAUGCUUGGCUUGGCGUGAAUUGAAAGAAGAAGAGUACCAGGAAUGGUCUUUGAUGUUUAAAGAAGCUAAUAGCACAUUGGUUGAUAGAGAGUGGAGACUAGCUGAAGUCUGCCAAAGAUUAGAGCAUGACCUUGAAAUCCUUGGGGUUACUGCAAUAGAGGAUCGCCUUCAGGAUGGCGUGCCAGAAACAAUUGAGACCCUAAGAAAAGCAGGGAUUAACUUUUGGAUGCUAACUGGAGACAAGCAAAAUACUGCUAUACAGAUUGCUCUUUUGUGCAACUUUAUCUCUCCAGAACCAAAAGGACAGCUACUAUUAAUUAAUGGCAAGACUGAAGAUGAAGUUUGUAGAAGUUUAGAGAGAAUCUUACUCACAAUGAGGACAACAACUUUGGAGCCUAAGGAUGUGGCAUUUGUUGUUGAUGGCUGGGCUCUUGAAAUUGCACUCAAGCAUUAUCGAAAAGCAUUUACAGAAUUAGCAAUACUGUCCAGGACAGCUAUAUGCUGUCGUGUGACGCCAUCACAAAAAGCUCAGCUUGUGGAGCUCUUAAAAUCAUGUGAUUAUAGAACAUUAGCCAUUGGAGAUGGUGGGAACGACGUGAGAAUGAUACAACAAGCUGACAUUGGGGUAGGUAUUAGUGGGAGAGAAGGAUUACAGGCAGCAAGGGCAGCUGAUUAUAGUAUUGGGAAGUUCAGGUUUCUGAAAAGAUUGAUACUUGUCCAUGGGCGGUACUCAUACAACCGCACAGCAUUCCUAUCUCAAUAUUCCUUCUAUAAGUCCCUAGUGAUAUGUUUCAUCCAGAUUUUUUUUUCUUUUAUUUCAGGGGUCUCUGGGACCAGCCUUUUCAAUUCUGUCAGUUUGAUGGCCUAUAAUGUUUUCUACACUAGUAUACCUGUUCUAGUCAGCGUCCUUGACAAAGAUCUUAGUGAAGGAACUGUGAUGCAGCACCCACAAAUUCUAUUCUACUGUCAAGCAGGGAGGCUUCUUAAUCCUAGUACAUUUGCUGGAUGGUUUGGGCGGUCUCUAUUCCAUGCUAUUGUUGUAUUUGUAAUCUCCAUACAUGCAUAUGCUUAUGAAAAAAGUGAAAUGGAGGAGUUAUCAAUGGUGGCACUUUCUGGGUGUAUUUGGCUUCAAGCAUUUGUUGUGAUGUUAGAGACCAAUUCAUUCACGUUAUUGCAACAUCUGGCCAUAUGGGGAAAUCUGGCUGCUUUCUACAUCAUCAACUGGAUUGUCAGUGCCCUGCCAUCAUCGGGGCUGUACACAAUCAUGUUUCGACUCUGUAGGCAACCAUCUUACUGGAUAACAAUAGUUCUCAUUGUUGGAGCGGGAAUGGGUCCAAUACUGGCCUUGAAGUAUUUCCGAUAUACCUACAGAUCUAGUAAAAUCAAUAUACUUCAACAGGCUGAACGUUUGGGUGGGCCUAUCUUGUCACUGGGAAAUAUCGAGCCUCCGCCAAGAUCGGUGGAGAAAGAUGUUUCUCCAUUAUCUAUAACCCAACCGAAGAUCAGGAAUCCUGUGUAUGAACCACUAUUAUCAGAUUCUCCAAAUUCGACCCGGAGGUCUUUUGGCCCAGGGACGCCAUUUGAUUUCUUUCAGUCUCAGUCCAGAUUGUCCACAAGCUAUUCCAGAAAUUGCAAGGACAACUGAAUUGUACAGACAUUCAACUGUCUAAUGCAGCAGAUGAGUCGUUUGACUGGUUAAUGCAGAUGAGUAUAUCCUUUUCUUUGCUUUUUUUUUUUUUCUUUCUUUUUUUUUUAAAGGGUAAAUUAGCAUUCUAUGUAUUAUACAUGCAUUCCUGUAAUGCCAGCUUCCACUGCCCGUUUGAACAGUUGCAAGGUUCAAUACUUCAAUUUGUUAUCCCAAAAUGAUUGAAUGAAAGCAUUUGGUUUUACCAUUUCGAA